Molecule: messenger RNA, 1264 nt
Organism: Macrobrachium nipponense
Lineage: Eukaryota; Metazoa; Arthropoda; Malacostraca; Decapoda; Palaemonidae
Exons: 9
Coding region: 304-1179 (291 amino acids)
Source: RefSeq, a predicted model, not a curated record
AUCGAUUUGCUUUAAUUACUCGCUGUUUUACGCAAAUCACCACAGUGCUUUCGUGUCUCUAGAAUCCAUAAUAGAUUCACCAAAAUAUUUCGAAAAAUCGUUCUUCAUUACCAGGGAGAAUCUCCAAAGAUAUGCAGUUACCGGGAGAAAAGAAUUUUGCGAUUAUUCUCCUGUUUCUUACUGUUUUUCACACGAUGACAAAAUCUGGAGCUGAAGCCGAGGAACUUUCGGUGGACAUUGGGACUGAGGAAGUGAUUGCAGAAGACGACCGAAGUCCAACGGGAAAGGCCUCUUUAGUUCUCGAUGAUACCAAGGACAUCGAAAGUGCAUUCAACAACGAGGACGAUGUCCCGGAAGAAAUCGAGGAGUGUUCGAGGAUUUCGACCGAAAGAGAUCUUCCACAAUGAAAUUCAUCUUCGCCUCCUCGACGCUCUCGAUGAAAUUAGUCAUUUUGUAGAGGCUGUCCUCACCCGAAUUGAAUCCGCCCUUAAGAUUCUGUUGCCUCACGUCCAAGAAUCUCCUAUUGGAGAUCUAAGAGUAGAAGAUCUUUUCCCGGAGGUCCGUCGCUUCCUCCACGGCACCAUGAGAGAUGUCUACAAUGUGAUCAGGACCUCUUGGCGCGACCUCAUCCGCAUCCACGUAGCCAUGGCCAGUGACGCUGCCCAGCAGAUGCAUGCUCUCACGAUUGUAAGAGAUGCGCAGAUCCAGGGCGAGGAGAAGAUAAAAGCGAGCCUCAUGGAACUGUCUGUUACCCUCAGAGCAAUCAUUCUCAACAGUAUUUAUGUUUUACAAGAAUCGUUGAAAUUACCUGAACACACAGAGCCUAAACAAGCAGCAGCUCAGAUAAAUCAGAAGCUUCCAAAGGUUGCACCGAAUUUCUUAGGGACGCUAAUGAUGAAGAUGAUGGAAAAAGGUGAGGGUCGAGAUGCUCACAAAAAGCUCCACACCAACACUCUAAGGUACAUCACAGGACCCGUCAAAAAGAUGUAUGAGCAACUCAAGGACCUUAACAGAGCUGAACCGAGCUCAGAGGACCUUCAGAUCUACUGGAAGUCAAUGAUCGAAGAGAGUCACUUGAGACUCAUAGAGGAUCCCAUAGAACCCUCCAAGUAUGAAAUCGUCUUCCAAAAUGAAGAAUACUUGACAGGGCUGGUUUUGGGGUUAAUGGAAACCUUUUAAUUUUUGUUCUUCUGUGUUAAUUUAUAUUUCUGAUUUCUUUAAAACCCAGUGUCUUCAAUUCACAUAAAGUUAUAUCUUAAAUGUA